CAGUUCUCCGAUCUAUUCCAACGCAUUCUACAGACUCAAGCUCCCUCCUCAAGCCCGACAGCAACCAUGCAGUUCCCAACUACCACCCUCGCGCUCCUCGGCGCCCUCUCCACCGGCGCCUUCGCCGCCAACGUCUUCUCCUCCUUCCUGGACGCCAACGGCGCGCAGAUCGGCACCACCAACUUCGACGUCUCCAACGGCGGCUGCUUCUCCGUCGGCCGCGCCAGCCAAGUCUCCUUCUCGCAAUCUGGCCCGGCGGAGAAUGCCAACGGACCAUACUGCCUGAUCGCCUACGAUGCUGGCGGAUGCCCGGGCAACGGAGACUAUGAUCAGGAGUUCCGCGAUGUCUCCCUGGACAGCUCGCGGACUUAUCAGCUUGCUCAGGGAUUGAAUGGUGCGGGCUCAUACCGGUGGAUUCCCUUCUCGUGUGAUCCUUGAUUCACUUGGACGCUUGAGAGUUGUGGAGGGAUGCUGGGACACGGCAUGGCUGUGGGUUUGCACAAGCGGUAAAUUGGUCAGGCACGAAGAAGAAUUUCAAUGCAGAUGCUUUGUUUAGC
Molecule: messenger RNA, 557 nt
Organism: Dissoconium aciculare CBS 342.82
Lineage: Eukaryota; Fungi; Ascomycota; Dothideomycetes; Mycosphaerellales; Dissoconiaceae
Exons: 2
Coding region: 67-438 (123 amino acids)
Source: RefSeq, a predicted model, not a curated record